Messenger RNA from Drosophila subpulchrella, 745 nucleotides. It is a transcript of the gene robl62A, whose product is annotated as dynein light chain roadblock-type 2. Gene Ontology annotation, biological process: microtubule-based movement. Gene Ontology annotation, cellular component: cytoplasm; cytoplasmic dynein complex; centrosome. The transcript has a single exon. Gene Ontology annotation, molecular function: dynein intermediate chain binding. The coding region runs from base 100 to 414 and encodes 104 amino acids. The record is from RefSeq and is a predicted model, not a curated record. Lineage: Eukaryota; Metazoa; Arthropoda; Insecta; Diptera; Drosophilidae.
UCUUCAGUCCCCUGACAACCUUAUUGGAAUACGGAUCACAGAUCAUAACUAGCAAACAAAUUUUAAUUUUAAUUUAUAGUUUUUCAAGUCUCUUUAAAAAUGUCAAAAAUUUAUCUGAAGGCCAUGGAGGAGGUGGUGCAGCGGAACAACGACAACACGAACCGGAUUACGGAGCAGGCCCAGGGAUUCGUGGUGUCGGAGAAUGCUACCGAUAGUCUGCUGCACACAUCCUUCGAUCUGACCACCGCCCAGUCGAUUGUGAAGCACCUGCACGCCAGUUUCCUGAAAUUGGCCCAGAGUUGCGUCCGUGAUUUGGAUCCCGAUGAUAAGCUGUGCUUCCUGCGUGUGAAAACCCGCAAACAUGAAUUUUUAGUUAGUCCGGAGGAGGCUUUCACCGUGACCGUGGUGUUAUAACCCCCUCGUCAAGUGAAGGGUUAAUACACAGGGUGAACAGUGUGUACACACAGGAAAGGAUGAAAAUGGACCAAAACACUUGCUUACACCCACAUGCUACUGCUGUCUCGCUCGCUCAUUGAUGGUGUUGCUGUUGCAAAUCGCCGGUAUUCUUUAACCCACCGAAAACAAAAAACUAAACGAGCCAUAAAAUUAUGAACAUAACAUUUAUGCGUGUGACCGGCCAAACUAAAUUAUGUUUAUUAUGUAAUUAAGAUGUUGGCACAGAGAUGCCGAUGUCGGCCAUUAAAAAUAACCACGAAGCGGGCAAAAAUCCGCAAAAAGCGGAAAA